Tetranychus urticae (two-spotted spider mite) is the source of this 1438-nucleotide messenger RNA. RefSeq names its product SMAD family member 2. NCBI's taxonomy places the organism in Eukaryota, Metazoa, Arthropoda, Arachnida, Trombidiformes, Tetranychidae. Gene Ontology annotation, molecular function: I-SMAD binding; DNA-binding transcription factor activity, RNA polymerase II-specific; RNA polymerase II cis-regulatory region sequence-specific DNA binding. Gene Ontology annotation, biological process: cell differentiation; anatomical structure morphogenesis; positive regulation of transcription by RNA polymerase II. Gene Ontology annotation, cellular component: heteromeric SMAD protein complex. The record is from RefSeq and is a predicted model, not a curated record.
CAUUCAUACAAUGUAAUGAAUGCAAUGAAUCUAUUGAUCAGCUAAACCUAAUUCUGAUUCUGUUUUGGGUUCUCUUUAAUUACUGUGAAAUUAAUUUCUUUUAUCUAUCAAAUUCACGUUAUUUGAAUUUCAGUGAAUACUGAAUGUUUUUUCCCAGUGAAAAAUUGUGUUGACCUGUUAGUAAUUUUUACCAACGGAAUACCAUUUUCUAAUAAAAAUGAGUGGUACAUCAUAUACUGAAGAACAUCUUAUUGAUUCUGAUGGAAAUCAAGACGAUCCUUACUUAAGACUGACUUUAGAAGAAACCGAAGACGAUUACAAUAUUGAGGAUAUUUCCAAAGAUCAAGUCAAAGAGUUACAUGACGAUAACAGAUUUUUGUUGGAAGAUGAUGAACCAAUAGAGUCUACCAGCUCUCAAAUAAACAUUAUUGACAGACGUGUCAAUGACAAAAUUAGUGGUAAAAAUAAAUCCAGUGACAUCAGUCAAGAAAUUGGUCCUCCAAGUCCUACUAUUGAUACUCGACCAUCAUCAUAUACAGAACCAGAAUUUUGGUGUUCAGUUGCAUAUUAUGAGUUGAAGAACAGGGUUGGUGAUACUUUUCACGCAUCUCAGCCAUCACUAACGGUGGAUGGAUUCACUGAUCCAUCAAGUUCAGAAAGAUUUUGUUUAGGGUUACUUUCAAAUGUUAACCGAGGUAGUUUAGUUGAGCAAACUCGUAGGCACAUUGGUCGGGGCGUCAGAUUGUAUUAUAUUGGUGGGGACGUCUAUGCCGAAUGCCUAAGUGAGAGCAGCAUUUUCGUCCAAAGUCCUAAUUGCAAUCGAAUGUACGGCUGGCAUCCGGCUACCGUUUGCAAAAUACCUCCUCGUUGCAAUUUGAAAAUUUUCAAAAAUCAAGACUUCGCCGAUCUACUCGCUCAAUCGGUCAGUCAAGGUUUUGAAGCUGUGUUCGCACUCACCAGAAUGUGUACUAUUCGUAUAAGUUUUGUUAAAGGUUGGGGAGCUGAGUACAGAAGACAGACAGUAACAUGUACGCCAUGCUGGAUAGAGCUACAUCUAAAUGGACCAUUACAAUGGUUGGACCGAGUCCUAAUUCAAAUGGGUGCACCUCGAAUUCCUUGUAGUUCAAUGUCUUGAGCACUCUUAUCCUCUCCUAAAUCCGCAACCUGAAAAGAUGAUCGUAAUCAACAAUCUUAAAUCAAAUUUGUUCAAUAGAUUGUUUAAUUUGUUCUAUGUUGUAAAUGACUUGAAAACGAGCGAGCAAGAUGUAACCAGGGAUGGAUUAUUGAUGUACAAAAAAAAAAUGAAAUACAAACUGUUACCUUAAUCAAUUCAUCUUUUAAUAAUGAUCGAAUUAGCAUAAUUAGCGAAGAAUGGGAAAUGAAUUGACAGUUAAAUUAAUAAAGCCCACUAUCAUAUUAAAGCUUGUCACCAUUGAAA